AAUUUAUGACUAGGACUCGUGGCCUUUAAGACUGACAGAGUGCAUAAUUAAUUAAUGGCCAGAAGCAAAGCAACCAAGCAUCUAUGAUAAGGUCAAGUGCAAGUAUUUUUCCCAACAAAGGGGAAACUAAUCCCAUCUCUAUUUAUGAUCGUGUUUGACAUCCAAGCUUCCAUCACUAAGCCUUACGUAUAUACUUCGUCAAUAUUCAAUUCUUUGUUGGGGAAUCACAGUCAAAUCAUUGUCAGCCAGGAACUGAAUAUAAUAAAUAUUCCUCAAAAUGUUAAACUGGACAACGCUUUGCAAGCACAUUGAUGAGGCCGACAAAAUCCAAAAAAUGUCGACUGCUAUUAUUGAGAAUGAUCUGAAAGAAGCGGUGCAGCCCAUGUUUCCGAACUUUUCCAUCACUCUGCAUCCAUUUGGCUCACGCUUUUUGGGUACUGCUCGAUCGAAUUCAGAUUUGGAUAUUUAUAUUAAAUGCUAUGCCGAAUUUAUCGAGCUCAAUACCAAGUCCGUAAUGGUUUCUAAGACUCUCUCAAACAUUUCCAUGGGCAUUCGCAAUUCUUCGAAAUGGCUUUUUUUAAAUCAAUUUUUAUGCGGUUGUCCCAUUGUUGUCGCCAGGCAUAUAUCUACUGGAAUUCAAGUUGAUAUAAGUUUUAUUAAUGAAAUGUCCUACAAACAGAAUGUGCUGCUUAAAUACAUGUUUGAAAUACAACCAAUUGCUCGUUAUAUGGCUAUAUAUUUGCACCAAUGGAUCAAAAUAACAAACAUUAGCAACACAAGUCAAAAUUUUCCUGGUUAUUUGUUAAAUCUUUUGGUAAUUUUCUUUCUGCAAAGCAGUGGAAAUCUACCCAGCGUUCGGAAACUGCAGGAAAAUCUAAUCCCGAAUACUGGUCCUUGGAUUAGCGAUUUCAAUUUUUACAAAUUGUCAAAGUUUUCAAUGCAGAAAAUCGAGCUAACUGCCAAAACAUUGAAGGAAUGUUUAAAAUCCUUUUUUACAUUUUAUUCUGAUUUUGACUUUGGAAAUUAUGUCAUUUCUCCUUAUUUGGGAAUGCAAAUAAGGCAAUCUGAAUUUAUUAACCAUAUGCCGUUAGCAUUUCGCCUAAGACGCAACAAAAAGUAUUGGGAAGUUUCAAUGAUUGUCCAAGAUUUAAUAUACUUGACGAUGAACAAGAGUUGUGUUUCGAAAGCAUCUACUCUAAGUUUUAAACAUUAUUGUCAAAAGUAUAAAAAUACACUUAUCAUUUAA
Messenger RNA from Drosophila willistoni, 1246 nucleotides. RefSeq names its product terminal uridylyltransferase Tailor-like. Bases 278 to 1246 code for a protein of 322 amino acids. Gene Ontology annotation, molecular function: poly(A) RNA polymerase activity. The record is from RefSeq and is a predicted model, not a curated record. Lineage: Eukaryota; Metazoa; Arthropoda; Insecta; Diptera; Drosophilidae. Gene Ontology annotation, biological process: mRNA 3'-end processing; mitochondrial mRNA polyadenylation. The transcript has 6 exons.